AUGGUUGACCUUGGACAAUCUCCCGGUAAGCUUAAACCGCUGGGAAAAGUUGACAUAUGCAAAGAUAAAAACAAAGGAGAACCAAAAGAUGAGGCUGCACCAUCACUUAUGUUUUUGUGUACUCGGUCGUUCUCUGAUCCGAUCCCAAAUUGUCACAUUUCUAAAAAUGGACUUAAGAAGCUUAUUGGAAGCAUUCCUACAUUAGACGAGCUUUUUGACCUUAUUGACGAAAUUCUCAAGGCCGAACUGAUUGUCGUUGAGAACGAUAAAAAAGUUUUUGGAAUGAUGCAGUUAAUCACCACGAUCUUCAAAGGAAUGAAACCUGAUCCAUCUAUAGUUACCAAGGAAAUUGCCAAAAUGGAGACUGAAUAA
Arabis nemorensis is the source of this 372-nucleotide messenger RNA. The record is from the annotation of a GenBank genome assembly. NCBI's taxonomy places the organism in Eukaryota, Viridiplantae, Streptophyta, Magnoliopsida, Brassicales, Brassicaceae.